Molecule: messenger RNA, 677 nt
Organism: Rosa chinensis
Lineage: Eukaryota; Viridiplantae; Streptophyta; Magnoliopsida; Rosales; Rosaceae
Product: cysteine proteinase inhibitor B
Exons: 1
Coding region: 57-449 (130 amino acids)
Molecular function (GO): cysteine-type endopeptidase inhibitor activity
Source: RefSeq, a predicted model, not a curated record
UCAUCCUCAUCACCAACAACUUUCAGUUUCAUUCUCUUCAUCCUCUCAAACAAUCAAUGGCUUUGAUAAAAUCACCGGCGGCGAGGCUCGCAGCAGUGACGGUCCUGAUCUCGCUCCUCUUUGCGGUGUCGCACGGCUACGGUGGCAUAGUCGGCGGAAGGAGGCCGGUCGAGGACGUGAAGACGAACAAGGAGGUGCAGGAGCUGGGGAGGUUCUCGGUGGCGGAGUACAAUCGCAUGCAGAGGAAGAGCUUACGGAGCAACGGCGGCGGAGAGCUUCAGUUCAGGGAGGUGGUGGAGGCGGAGACUCAGGUGGUUUCGGGGAUCAAGUACUAUCUCAAGGUCUCCACCGUCAGGAAUGGAGGACCUCCUUUGUUGUUUGAUUCUCAGGUUGUCGUCAAGCCGUGGCUCCGCUCCAAGCGAUUGCUCAACUUUGCGCCUCACAAUUAAUUAAUCAAGUUUUCGAACUAAGGGGUGUGAUCUACUCUAAUUAAUUUCUGUGUGUUAAAUUAACACUGUUAAUGAUAAUAGGUGCCUAGGUGGUGUUCUUUACUAAUCUAGUUGCAUCUGAUGGUUCUGCGGGUACUGUGUGAUAUUCUAUCUGGAUCUAUAACGCAGUUCUUGUUGGAAUGAAUAAAUGAAUAGCUCCUCGAUCUCUGCUAACUUAUUUUUCUUGUU